Molecule: messenger RNA, 1123 nt
Organism: Vigna umbellata (rice bean)
Lineage: Eukaryota; Viridiplantae; Streptophyta; Magnoliopsida; Fabales; Fabaceae
Product: GEM-like protein 5
Source: RefSeq, a predicted model, not a curated record
AUAUCUUUCUCGAAAGCGUAAGCGCGUAAAACUUUCCUUCCAAACUCAACUACUAAUAUGAUACCUCCUAUGUAUGUAUCAUUCUGAACCAACCUCAUUUCCCAAAAACUCAAUUCCAUUGAUCUUUCUCUUGCACAUAAAACAACAUGAACACCAACAGCGAAAACACCACCCAGAAGAACCAGCCGGUUCCAGAAGCACAAGGUGUGGCAUCAUCUUCAUCGUCUUCUCCGCCCAGCUUUAGCACCGAGAAUUGGGGAACUCACAUUAUGGGCACCCCAGCUGUUCCCAGCAGCCACCCAGAUAACAAAAAAGCAGCUUUACAGAGCGGUGGUUCCGGCGGACAACCUCUGCCAGUUCAAUACUACCAACAACAUCCGUACGUCCAACACAGCCCUGUGGAGAAACCCAGCAACAGUCCCAUGGAGUCCAUCCUUCACAUGUUCGAUACGUGGAGUAAAAAGGCUGAAGCAACUGCCCACAACGUCUGGCACAACCUUAGAACUGGUCCAUCAGUGUCUUCAGCUGCACUGGGGAAGAUGAAUCUGACUGUGAAAGCAAUAUCAGAGGGUGGAUUUGAGUCCCUUUACAAGCAAACAUUCUCAACCUAUCAAAAUGAGAAGCUCAAGAAGAGCUUUGCUUGUUAUCUUUCAACUUCAACAGGUCCUGUUGCAGGAACCCUUUAUCUGUCCAAUAUUCAUGUAGCCUUUUGCAGUGAUCGCCCAUUGUCUUUCACCGCACCAUCUGGCCAGGAAACUUGGACCUACUACAAGGUAAUGGUGCCUCUGGCGAAGGUUGGAACAGUCAACCCAGUGGUCAUGAGAGAGAACCCAUCGGAAAAGUACAUUCAGAUUGUGACUGUGGAUGGACAUGAUUUUUGGUUCAUGGGUUUUGUAAAUUUUGACAAAGCAGUGAAGAACCUCUCAGAAGGUAUCUCACAGUUUGUAGUGCCAGGAGUGGCUGUGCCAGCCACUGGUUCCGGAGAAAAUGGAAAGAACUUUCAGUGAUUUCUGUAUUGAAUUAUUUUCGUGAAUAAUUCUGCUUAAAUUUUUUUGUAGUGCAUUGGACCAAUACUUUAUUGUAAAUUUUUGUAUGAGUAUAUGCUGCUAUAGAUUUCAUAAUA